Messenger RNA from Oryzias melastigma (Indian medaka), 2358 nucleotides. RefSeq names its product mannose-P-dolichol utilization defect 1 protein. NCBI's taxonomy places the organism in Eukaryota, Metazoa, Chordata, Actinopteri, Beloniformes, Adrianichthyidae. The transcript has 7 exons. Gene Ontology annotation, biological process: oligosaccharide biosynthetic process. The record is from RefSeq and is a predicted model, not a curated record. The coding region runs from base 1015 to 1788 and encodes 257 amino acids.
AUCUGCUUCUAAUUUUGUAGAACUAAUUAUUUUAUAGUUUGAAGCUUUUAAUAAAAUAUAGAUUAUUGAAAAAACGUAAAUAAAAAAACUUUUAUUAGUGUUUUGAAGAUGAAUAUAAGAAUGUGUCCCUGUCUUGAUCAUCGGGUAUCUGGUUUUGAGGUGUUGAUUAACGAGCUGCUGCCUGUUUUAAAGAAUGUUGUUUACUGAAGCAAUCAAUCAAAUUCCACGAAGAAUCAAGGCCAAGAAACCGUCCAAGGGUUAUACAUUUCAGGCUGAGAAAGGACCCCUGAACCUUUACUGGAUGGGGUGAGUGACUUCCUGCCAGGUAUAGUCAUGGGUGAAAUGUGUGUUUUGAGAAGAGCCUCAGCGGCCAAUUUGGAUCCAGCAAUCUGAUGAACGCGAAAGGCAUUCAGCGGGUUCUGAAGAUGGAUGGUACUAGUAAGAUGGAUGAAAGUCACACAAUCUCCAUGAUGAGGGUUGAAUCAAGGGUUCUGUAAGGUUACAACAGCAUGUCAGAAACAAACCUGUAGACCUACUGACCCAAGCUCCAAGAACAUCUCCUAAAAGCCAAGUGAAUUACUGUCAUUGUGUACAAAUGAUUACAAAACAUCAAUCUCCUUUAGUCUGAGCUGCAUGCAAAAUCUGACUGCUCAAAAACUCAAAAUCGGACCAACAAGGAAUGGAUCAAACAUAGAGUUAUGAAAACUAAUGGUUUAAGCUGCCAAAUCUGGACAUUCCACAACAAAAAUGCCUAAACUGAUCUCAAACAUGGGGUUUGUUACACAUGAAUAGUUUAUACUUAUUAAAAAAAUAUAAAUUUAGAAUUUUUAAGACCCCUUUUUUAUAUUUUUUUUUGUUUUUUUAGAGGAGUCUUAUGCAGUUUAAAUAUAAUCACAGUUUAAUAUUUUUAAAUCUAAACCAUUAAUUAUAUGUGAAAAUAUACAGAAAUCAAGAUUUAUCCAACCUAGUCAGUGGACUUUGACUCUGUUAGGGACUUAAACCCACCCUCUGUGGAUGCGUCCCGAGAACAUGUGGGUCCCUCCCCCGUUCCACAGAGGAUCAUUCAGUGGAGCAAAGAUGGCUGCGUCUCUUGUCAAAAACUUCCUUGUUGGAAACCUGAUGCCAGAGAAAUGCUACGAGCAGAUUUUCCUCACAGGCAACGUGCACGUUCCGUGCCUGAAGUUUGUGCUGAACAGAAUUGCUGGAUUCUGGAUCAUACUGGACACGUUUUUGGCUCAGAUUCCCCAGCUGCUGAAGAUCCUGUGGAGGGGAAGUGCAGAAGGCCUGAGCGUGGCGUCCGUCCUGCUGCAGCUUUAUGCUAUCUCAUGUCCUGUUGUUUACGCCGUGGCUAAUAACUUCCCGUUUUUUGCUUGGGCGGAAAGGCUCUUCACUUUGUCUCAGACAGCAGCCAUCCUCUUCCUCAUCAUGCACCAUCGGGGCGAAACCCUUAAAGGUCUGUUGCUCCUCCUGGGUUUUGGUGGAGUGAUGCUCCUCCUGGCUCGAUGUGCGGCCACUGCAGUCGUCUCGAUGAUGCAAGCUUCCAGUUUAGCAGCUGUUAAUGCAAGCAAGGUUUUACAGACAAUAACCAACCACCAAAAUGGCCACACGGGCCAGCUGUCCACACUGUCUGUGUUUAUGACGUGGACCGGGUCUCUGGGGUUCAUUGUAGUUUCUCUGCAGGAGUCGGGCGGCUCUUUUACCAGCCUGUUGCACAUACUGUCCUCAUGCCUGAGCUUUGUCCUGCUGCUCCAGGUCUGCUGCUCCAAGAGAAAGGCGAAGACAGAUUAGCAGACAGGAGAAAAAACAUGUACAAUCUUUUUCUAUGUGACAUGGGUCAAUUCUGCUUUAAAGUAAGUUGUAUUUAUGUGAAAACUCAGAGCAAAAAUGUUUUUUAGAAUUAAAGAGAAGUCCUUUGACUCCCCCUGGUGACAAGACCGGCCUCGUUCAUGUUUGAAAUCCAAGAGUGAGUGACAGUCACUGCUUUGUUUGUACAUGUGUGUAUACAUAUAUAUGUUUGAGUUUCUUAAUUUUUACUUUUUUACAUCUUCCAAUCAAUUCAUGACUAAAUAUCCUAGCUAGGUUUGAUAUAUUUUGUUUUAUGUCUUGAAAUAAACCAGUUUUUUAAAUAUUUAUUCUCACAGGUGGAUAACUUUAUUUAGAGUUCAGUUUAUUUAUUUUUUACAUUUAUUGAACCUUUAUUUUACCAGAAAAUCCCAUUGAGAAUAGAUUUCUUUAUCAGGGGAGACCUGGGCCGAAAGGCAUCAACUCAAGAAAACAAAAUACAGUUAAAACAAUGAUAGUAGAAAUAAAAUACACUUACCGUAAAAUACAAUUAAAAUGAAGAGGAUGACAAUAAUU